UUUAUACCAAGCUGGAAGUGAAAAAUAAUCACUUGUUGCUUAAUAUUUUAGGGUUCGCCGCUGGUUGCGAAGGAGAAGCUAAACUAAGCCGCAAGAGCAGCAGCAAGCACAACCAACACCGCCGUCACCAUGGGUCGUAUGCACAGUCGCGGUAAGGGUAUGUCAGCCUCAGCCCUGCCUUACAAGAGAACUCCACCGAGUUGGCUCAAGAUCUCUUCUCAGGAUGUUGAUGAGAACAUUUGCAAAUUUGCAAAGAAGGGGCUUACUCCUUCUCAGAUUGGUGUGAUUCUUCGUGAUUCUCACGGUAUUGCUCAGGUUAAGAGCGUUACCGGAAGCAAGAUCUUGCGUAUCCUCAAGGCUCAUGGUCUUGCUCCUGAAAUCCCAGAGGAUUUAUACCAUCUCAUCAAGAAGGCUGUUGCAAUCAGGAAGCAUUUGGAGAGGAACAGGAAGGAUAAGGACUCCAAAUUCCGUCUAAUUCUUGUGGAGAGCAGGAUCCACAGGCUCGCACGCUACUACAAGAAGACAAAGAAGCUUCCACCUGUCUGGAAAUACGAAUCAACCACUGCCAGCACUUUGGUUGCCUAGAAUAGCCAUGUUGGGCAAGUUUUGAGAUCAAGGGUAGACGUUAUGUUAUACUCUUAUGAGUCCUUAUCGUGGUUCAUAAGUUUUAGACAAUUUUUUCCAUCUUGAACUUUGGUGUACCAAAUAUUUGCUUGGUUUGAGUUUUAUGUACUACCUUUUGGAGCUCUUUUUUUGUUUCAAGAACUGCAAUUAUCAUCUUGCUUUAUGGUUUUUGGAAUCCUUCAUUCA
This is a messenger RNA of Mercurialis annua (annual mercury), 810 nucleotides long. RefSeq names its product 40S ribosomal protein S13. NCBI's taxonomy places the organism in Eukaryota, Viridiplantae, Streptophyta, Magnoliopsida, Malpighiales, Euphorbiaceae. The record is from RefSeq and is a predicted model, not a curated record. Gene Ontology annotation, cellular component: cytosolic small ribosomal subunit; ribosome; nucleolus. The transcript has 5 exons. Gene Ontology annotation, biological process: translation. Gene Ontology annotation, molecular function: small ribosomal subunit rRNA binding; structural constituent of ribosome. Bases 130 to 585 code for a protein of 151 amino acids.